Messenger RNA from Pangasianodon hypophthalmus (striped catfish), 2010 nucleotides. RefSeq names its product surfeit 4 (gene surf4). Gene Ontology annotation, cellular component: membrane; endoplasmic reticulum-Golgi intermediate compartment; endoplasmic reticulum. Bases 352 to 1032 code for a protein of 226 amino acids. NCBI's taxonomy places the organism in Eukaryota, Metazoa, Chordata, Actinopteri, Siluriformes, Pangasiidae. The transcript has 6 exons. The record is from RefSeq and is a predicted model, not a curated record. Gene Ontology annotation, biological process: Golgi organization.
GAACGGUGUUGAACUGAUUUGGAUUUUGUACAAAGAUCCAGCAGCAUGUCUGUAUAAUUGUGUGACAGUAUAAAGAAAGUAACUGAUACAUAGCUAAGAUGUUACAGAAAUAACCUCUAUUCUAAAAAUGGGAUCUUGGAAGCUCAGAUUUCAAGGUCAGCGUGUGAAGAACGUUACUGUACGUCUCGGCUUAUCCGGGAUUUUUUUUUCAGUCACGACAGUACAGGAGAUGGACACAUCGAUCUCAUGUAAAGAGUCUCAAAAAUAAAGUUCCUCAGAGUGACGAAACAGUACCUGCCUCACCUGGCACGCCUGUGUCUCAUCAGCACCUUCCUGGAGGACGGCAUCCGCAUGUGGUUCCAGUGGUACGAGCAGAGAGACUACAUCGAGGCCACCUGGGGCUGCGGCUACUUCCUGGCCACAUGCUUUGUGCUGCUUAACCUUUUAGGACAGCUGGGUGGCUGUGUCCUUGUUCUUAGUAGAAAUUUUGUACAGUAUGCCUGCUUUGGAUUAUUUGGCAUUAUUGCGCUACAGACUGUUGCCUACAGUAUCCUAUGGGAUCUAAAGUUUUUGAUGAGGAACAUGGCUCUGGGCGGUGGGCUGCUGCUACUCUUGGCCGAGUCACGCUCUGAGGGGAAGAGCAUGUUCGCCGGUGUGCCUACGAUGGGCGAGAGCUCCCCAAAGCAGUACAUGCAGCUGGGUGGCCGCGUGCUCCUCGUUCUCAUGUUCAUGACCCUGCUGCACUUCGACUCCAGCUUCUUCUCGAUCCUGCAGAACAUGGUGGGCACAGCCCUCAUCAUUCUGGUGGCCAUCGGCUUCAAGACCAAGCUGGCGGCUCUCACCUUGGUGGUGUGGCUCAUGGCCAUCAACGUCUACUUCAACGCCUUCUGGACGGUGCCUGCCUACAAGCCCAUGCACGACUUCCUCAAGUACGAUUUCUUCCAGACCACGUCGGUCGUCGGCGGCCUGCUGCUAGUGGUGGCUCUCGGUCCCGGGGGCGUGUCCAUGGACGAGAAGAAAAAGGAGUGGUAAGGAGAUUCCAUCUCCUUACACAGGAAAAAAUAAAAAAACAAAUCCACUGCCCAGGACACAAGGACCCGCAAAUCUUAAAACAGCCCAGUACAACUCGGAGCCACCUCCAUUCUCGUCUUCAGCUGCCCUUUUGUUUUGUUUUGUUUUUCAUAUCUCACGCUUUUUGUUUUUACAAAUUCACAAUGGCAAAAACAAGUUUUUAAGAUGCCUGAUCAUGUCUCAGUAAAGAAAACAGCCUGAAUGACAAGGAACUGUCUGAGUUAAUGUUGAUUUUUUUUUUUUUUCCCCUCUGUCACUGUUGACCAGGAUGCUGUCUUUAAAGCAUUAUAAACAUAAUUCUGUUGGGAUGCUUCACUUCUCAUGCGCAUUGCUAUACGGUUGUUGUUUUUAAAACACUUGAGAAAUAGCUGUGAAUGUGUAUCCAUAUAGACUCUGUGAAACGACAGUAAUUUAGUGCUCUAACUGAAAGAUGUUUUCAAAUACAGCUGAAUAAUGAACUGGCGCCACUGAUCGUUUGUGGUGCACCUCUCCUUGUUUCUUUCACCCUCAAAUCAAUCCACGCGUCAAAUCAAACGGCCCUUGCGUUUAGGGUGCGCAGGGUCUCCUGUAACACUGGUCGUGGUUCGGAUGGGGGGAUUUGUUAUGUAUAAACCACCCUACAGAAUAGAAAGGUGGAAGUACAGCGCCUUCUGACUGCUCUGUUUUCGCUCUAGUGGGCUGUGUACUGUCUGAACCUUAGCUAGGACCCAGGCAGUAGACAGACUUGCAGUUUAUACACACAAACAAAUAAAACACUAUUUUACACCUCUGCACAGGUGGAAUAGGUCAGAAGAAGGUCUGUUCUGUCACCCAAGCUUCAUCUUGAUCUGUGUUUUUGCUGUCGAUAAAAUAACACAUUGAUUUACAGGAGUUUAUAAUGUAUUUUUUGAUUUAUUUUCGUUUUCAGGCGGAGAAAAAAAUAAAAGCAAAAAAAUGAAA